This is a messenger RNA of Glycine soja, 962 nucleotides long. RefSeq lists its product as uncharacterized. The record is from RefSeq and is a predicted model, not a curated record. Bases 199 to 753 code for a protein of 184 amino acids. Gene Ontology annotation, biological process: lipid storage. Gene Ontology annotation, cellular component: lipid droplet. Lineage: Eukaryota; Viridiplantae; Streptophyta; Magnoliopsida; Fabales; Fabaceae. Gene Ontology annotation, molecular function: lipase activity. The transcript has 8 exons.
UCGAUGUGGGACUUGAGUAUUUUCCCAAUAUACAUUUCUUCUACAUUUUCAUUAAGAUAUGCAAGCUCCAUUUUCCCUAAGUUCCCAUCGAUAACACUUCAAACUUAUUAGGAUUUCCUAAUUUAAUACAUUUUUAUAAACAAUUACAUUCGUAAUAUUUGGUCUUCCAGGAUAAGGUUUAGUGCCAAGUGUUAGAAUAUGAACAUGGGUGUGGACAGUAAUUUGCAUGCCAAACCCAGAAGGCGUGCUAAUUUUCGAUCAUGCAAUGUCUCAAGUUACACUUCUGAAGUUUUGGAGAUUCAAUCUGAUGCUCCCACUCUUCAUGUUCUGUUUUUUCCUGGAAACCCAGGUGUAAUUUUAUUCUACAAAGACUUUUUGGAAUUUCUCUAUGAGUUGCUGGAGGGAACUGCUUCUGUUACAGCUAUUGGCCAUGUUUCUCACUCAAGAAAGAACUUGGAACAUGGAUGCAUGUUUUCUUUACAAGAACAAAUCAAUUACAAGUUUUCAGAGGCACCAGAUUGGACAUUUAUGAGAGAAAGGGAGGCUCAAAAGGCAUUUUUAUUUGGUGUUGACGAUCACUGGGGACCACUUCAUUUGCUUGAAGAGAUUUCAAAGCAGGUUCCUGGUAUGGCCAUAUCUAUUGAAAGAGAAAACCACACCCAUGGUUUCUGUUGUACUGAGGCUGGCUCGUUAUGGGUGGCUCAGCAUGUGGUAAACUUGAUCAAGAAUCCGAUGGCUUGUUCAAACCAAUAAGGUGCUAACUUUCUCCUCGGCUUUUCUGGUUUGAAACAAACAUCCAAUCGCAGCACGUUGGGUACACCAUUGGCUUUUCUUUCGACUUUUGCUAGUAGUACAAGAGAUGGCUGCUGGCUGGCUGCCAACUCAAAAAUUGAAAUCGGUACAUAUUGAAAACCUUGUUUACUAAAUUACUAGUUACUACCAAUAAAAGAACACCAACUUGA